This is a messenger RNA of Nematostella vectensis (starlet sea anemone), 1890 nucleotides long. Its product is annotated as glycine receptor subunit alpha-3-like. Bases 304 to 1716 code for a protein of 470 amino acids. Gene Ontology annotation, molecular function: transmembrane signaling receptor activity; extracellular ligand-gated monoatomic ion channel activity; neurotransmitter receptor activity. The transcript has 10 exons. Gene Ontology annotation, biological process: nervous system process; signal transduction; monoatomic ion transmembrane transport. The record is from RefSeq and is a predicted model, not a curated record. Gene Ontology annotation, cellular component: synapse; neuron projection; membrane. NCBI's taxonomy places the organism in Eukaryota, Metazoa, Cnidaria, Anthozoa, Actiniaria, Edwardsiidae.
CAAACGCGCCAAAGUCAUUGACGGUGUGUAUAUUGGGUGAACCGAGCGUUUGACUUUCGGAUUCAUGUUCGACAAUCGUUUGUGAAAAGCCGGACGUCCUGUGGAUUCGCUUAGCUGGAACCUUCGCCCUUUGACGCUUUCAAUUUAGCCGUGUUUUGUUUUGAGGAUAAUCAUUACCCAACUCGCGUUGAAUCAAAUUUGACGCUCCACUUGCACCUGUCGCUCUGCGUAUGCAAACAAACCGCGGUCACAUCUACACUCGGCACAACGCUUUCACCUACUCAAGGGCUCAACUAAAGCGAGAUGGCCAAACAAGUCAUACAUUUCUUUGUCUUGUUCGCUUUGCUUACUACAGGUUUCUGCGCAGUGGAUGAUUCUGGCAGCGUUAAUCACACUGCGACUCCGAGUACAGUGAAGCCAUUGCAACCGUUUAAUGCCUCGUCAAACGGUGGCAAAGAAAAGUACAACAUCACUUACCUUCUGGAAACCCUGCUGUCUGGAUACGAUAAACGGCUCAGGCCAAACUUUGGAGGUGCGCCCGUGAACGUUAGUGUAACAACAUUCAUUGAGUUUAUCGGCGACAUCAACGAGAUUAACAUGGAAUUCACUACGAUCAUGUACUUUCGCCAAUAUUGGGAGGACCCACGUCUUGCGUACGCCGACACAGGUUACACCAAACGGCUUGCCUUCAACCCCGAGAUGCUGAAGUUCAUUUGGGUCCCGGAUACACACUUUCCCGGAAUCAAAGACGGCUUGAAAAAUGACAUCACGGCCAGUAACGAGGUGGUGAGGAUCUUCCCUAAUGGUACCCUACUCUACAGUAUGAGACUUAAGGUGACUUCUCAGUGCCCGAUGGAUUUGCGCAAUUUUCCGAUGGACAGUCAAAAGUGCAGGCUAAAAAUGGAGGCAUUCAGCUACGAUGAUAACGAGAUGACUCUUAACUGGCACAAGACUAACCCUGUGGUGGUUGCUAAGGACAUUCAGAUCCCUAGCUACAGCCUCAAACAGGUCACGUGGCUCAGCGAGAAAGAGCAGUUUACCACAGGCGAAUAUUCUCUGCUGACAGUGCAGUUUGAACUGGAACGACGGCUUGGCUUCCACAUGAUCCAGAUCUACCUGCCGUCCUAUCUGAUCGUCAUCCUGUCUUGGGUCAGUUUCUGGGUUGACCGCGAGCAGACUGCUGCUAGGAUCGCCAUGGGCAUCACUACCGUCCUCACCAUGGCAACGUUGAUUGGCAGCGCUCGCGUGUCGCUGCCCAAGGUGUCGUACGUCAAGUCUCUCGAGCUCUUCCUCAUAAUGUGCUUCUUGUUCGUGUUUUCCGCCAUCUUGGAAUAUUCCUUCGUGUCCUACCUCGUCUUCCGGCAGAGGGUAAAAAAUCGUGAGGACUACGCUCAGCGCGAGCUCCAGCGCUCUCAAGAGCUUAUUGAGCCGGAUGACGGUCUGAACCCGAUCGAUCCUGAUGGCACUGAUGGUCGACCACGCCCAGAGCCCGGCCAGGAAGCAAUCUGGAUUCCUGGCAAACACCAAGUCGAGACUGUCCUUACCAAGAAAGGCGUGGCACCCACCAAGAAACCGCUGGACAAGAAGAACGACAACCACUACAUUAACCUGUUGACCAAGGUGGAGUACAUCUUCCGCAUCGCCUUCCCGCUCACCUUCGUCAUCCUGAACGUAUUCUACUGGGUCUACUACCUAACCAUAGCUGAGCUCGUGUAAGGCUACACACGGGAUGAAAGUAUAAGGGAAUGAUAGCAUUUAUGAGAAGUUUAGUAUUUGUGAUUUAGGCAAAAUUCGUGAGUAAGGAGACACGGUCGUUCCGUAGAUCGGGAGGUUUUGUUUUGUGAAUAUGCUACUAUUUUAAGCUUAAGAGGCUUGGUGUAUCAAGCGAAA